CGUGUUGAGUCGGGUUCGUUCUGUUUUCUGGAGGCCGCACAUGAUGCUCAAACAUUGUAAUUAGCGCAGGUUAUGAGCAUUCGCAGUAUUCUCUAAAAGAAGCAUAACUAUGGCUUUUAUUAUGAAGCAUUAUUUACGAAUAAUUAGUUAGAAUCAGUGCAAAACUUUAUGAACAAAAUAUUCGAUGUUCGCAGUAACAUGUGUUUGUCACAAAAGGCGGGAAAUUUAAGAUAUUGUGAUUUUUGAGCUUAAAUUUACAUUUCUCGGAGUUAAUACUGAUCAAGAAUAAAAAUAUAUAUUAUCUUCUAAUUAUGUAACGAUAUUAAGUGUUUUCUUAGAUUAAAGUCAGGUUUUCCCACUUUUUCUAGUGUUUUUAAUUUAGUCACGUGGGUUUGCUUUGUCUAUACUGUCUGAAGUGUCUCCAUUAUGUCGUCGAGUAUGGAAAGCGCGGCGAGUAGUGCGAGUUUGCAAAAACAAAAGCGAGGCGUGUAUUUGAUAGAGAGUGUGCUUCUAAAUGUGAUUCCAGAAGUUUUGAAAUUAGAUUCCGACAAUGUCGUACUAUUAUUAUUACGUCGCGUCUAAUUACAAUAACGAUUACGACGAAUAUUACGAAAACGGAGAAUACUGUGAAGACUAAGAAUCCUGUGAAGAGGAAGAGUCUUGUGAACAAGAAGCCUGUGAAGAAGAAUCAUGUGAAGAGGAAGAUUCUGACACCGAAGACGAGGAAGAAUUCUUGAAUUUUUAUUUUGAUAAAAAAGGAUGUUACCAUUACGAGGAUUCCAACGACGAAGAUUAUUCUGAUUCUGAGGAUUCCGUCGAUGAAGAAUAUUAUGAUUCUGAAGAUUACGACGACGAAGAAUAGGAAUCUGACGAGGAAGACGAAGAUUGUUACUGCGGAUAUUACGAAGAAUACCCACAAAAUUCAGAAUUGAAAAAACCUGUCUCAAUCAAAAAAAUGGGAAAAGGUGAAAAAAGAAGAGGCAAGAAGCGAACAAAAGCUGAAGCCGACGAGGUCCAGGGACCAAGUACCGAUGAUAAUUAUGAAUCAGUCGAGACAAAGGAUGAUGCUAAUCUAUCCGUGCGCGGAUUACCAUGCGUGGAAUGGACCGAUUCUCAAUAUGUCAGUGAAGUCGCCAAUAUCAGUCACUACCGAGCAGAGAAUAUUAUUGAACUCUUCAAAGCCGACAACACCAUUCCGUUCAUAGCCAGGUACAGAAAAAAUGUUACCGGCGGUUUGGAACCAGAACAAUUGAGAAUCAUUAAAGAAUGUUUCGAGCGUGCCAAAUCGAUCAGACACCGAGCAAACACCAUCCUCACAAUGAUCGACAAGCUGGGAAAAUGGAGUCCAGAUGUUUACGCGAUAGUCAAAUCCACAAAAUCCCUCAACGAUCUGGAACACAUUUAUGCAAUGUUCAAAGCUCCUCUGAAACGCGCUCUUUCCGAAAGAGCGCGCGAACUAGGCCUCGGAGCUGUAACUGAAGCUAUACUCGAGGGCCAAAAGAUCGACGAUUUGUCGUCAUAUAUCGACCAAAAACGAGAGGGAUUGAAAACUGUUAAAGAAAUUAAGGACGGAAUUAUUCACAUAAUAGCAGACGUUAUCAGCAAACACAAGACCAUGUUCGAAAAGAUCCGUGAGUUGCGCAAGACUACAAUAAUUCAGAUUGAAACCUCUCAGGGUAAAGGGGCAAAAGAAGAUAAUGUGAAGACGGAGAAAGCUGUGAAAAUUGAGAAGAAAGUGAAAGUGGAGAAGAAGAACAAUGAUGCCAGCAAAUUCGAGAUCUACUACGAUUUCAAAUCGAACGAAAAGAACAUCAAACCGCAUCAGAUUCUGGCAAUCAAUCGAGGAGAGUCGCAGAAAUGUCUCGUGGUGAAAAUCAUCAUUCCUGAUUUUUUCGAGAGAGCCUUGAAGAAUCAUGUACUGACUCUUUAUCAACAGGCGAUCAGGACAUCCCAAACUCAUUCAAGUCUGAUUCAAGAGGCAUUUGAUUACGCCUACAAGAAAAGCAUCAAACCAGCUAUAGUUCGUCGAUUCAGGAACGAGAUGAACGAGACGGCGGAAACUGCAUCGAUAGAUGUCUUCUCAACGAAUCUGAAACAACUGAUUCUCACGCCUCCCUUUCGAGGAAAACCUGUGCUAGGGAUCGAUCCUGGAUUUUACCAUGGUUGUAAACUUGCUGUAGUGUCGGAAAAUGGCGAUGUUUUGGAAACAAAUACAAUAUAUCCACAUUCUAGGCCGGGAUCGUUUAAAGAGUCCGUGAGCAGUCUGGCGUCGAUGGUGAAGACCUAUAAUUGCACCUCGAUUGCUUUGGGUAAUGGAACUGCUUGCAGAGAAACUGAAGUCUUCCUGGCUAAUAUGAUCAAGGCUAACACUUUUGCCCCGUUGAAUGUUUCGUAUACGAUCAUCAAUGAGGCGGGAGCCUCGAUUUACAGUUGCAGCGACGAAGCGAAGAAAGAGUUUCCCAAUCUGGAUCCAAAUCUGAUUUCGGCGGCUUCGAUUGCUAGGAGACUUCAAGAUCCAAUGGCUGAGUUGGUCAAGGUGGAGCCGAAACAUUUGGGCGUGGGAAUGUACCAGCAUGAUUUGCCUGAAAAGCGAUUGGACCAGACUUUGAACGAGGUGGUGACCGAUGCAGUAAGUUUCGUCGGAGUCGAUGUGAAUACAACCUCUCACUGUCUCCUGAAAAAAAUCGCUGGCCUGAAUGUAACCAAAGCGAAAAGCAUGAUUGAAUGGAGAAAGAAAAAUGGACCUUUCACAAAUCGAGAACAAUUCCUCGAAGUAAAAGGUAUCGGGAAUAAAACCUACGAACAGUGCGCUGGUUUUAUACGAAUUUUGCCCGAGACUGCUUUAGUUCCUGGAAUUAAGUCAAAAUCCAAAAAACCGCUGAAUUAUCUCGAUCAAACUUGGAUCCAUCCUGAGGCCUACAAAAUCGCGGCCGAUUUCCUAAAAUUGGCCAAAUGUCAUAUCGAGGAUUUGGGAACGGAGUCUUUUAUUAGGGCGGUUAAUGCUUAUGGAAAUCAGGGAUUCUCCACUAUAGCCAAGCAGUUGAAAACGAACGAAGAAACGGCAAAAAUAAUCGUGACUGGCUUAGCGGCGAGUAAAGGAUACGAUAUCAGAUUGAAGGGAGACAAGCCUCUCUUUAGAAGCAGUUUAACCGGAAUCGAUGACCUAACUCCUGGUGUGACUUUGAGAGGAGUUGUGAGAAAUGUAACCCACUUUGGAGCUUUUGCAGACGUUGGAGUUUGCAGGGAUGGCUUGAUACCAACUCGGUUUAUGAAGGGUCAGAGUUUAAGCAUUGGUCAAGCGAUUGAAGUGAAAGUUCUUAGGGUUGAAAAAGAGAAAAACCAAUUUAGUAUCGAGUUAGUUAAAACUCUUUGAGUGGCUUUAAAGACGACUUUCUUGGGAACUUUUCAAUGCUGGAAAGGUCCAAGUUUUUGGAUAAAGUAUUUUUUUAUGGUAUUCAUUGAUCAAAAUGUUCUUCAGUAAAAGUUAAGUUUGAAAUACGAUAUAAGUUUUUCUGAAAGAUUAGGUCUUUCAAAUUAAGAAAGAACCGUUCUAUUCACAUAUAAGGAGAGUUAAAUGUCUUCGA
Belonocnema kinseyi is the source of this 3584-nucleotide messenger RNA. RefSeq names its product S1 RNA-binding domain-containing protein 1. The transcript has 4 exons. Gene Ontology annotation, biological process: translation; nucleobase-containing compound metabolic process. The record is from RefSeq and is a predicted model, not a curated record. NCBI's taxonomy places the organism in Eukaryota, Metazoa, Arthropoda, Insecta, Hymenoptera, Cynipidae. Gene Ontology annotation, molecular function: structural constituent of ribosome; mRNA binding. Bases 956 to 3373 code for a protein of 805 amino acids.